AAACAGCAGCUUCUUGGUUUAAAACACAGUCAGCAAUCGGCGAUUCCCGAUGGAAACGAUAUGCCACUCUGCUUCCACCUCACUCCCCCGCAAGUCAUCCCGAGGAAACUUCCGAUCACCGUCGACGUGCCUUCCCGAUCGUUGACCGUUAACUUACGUGCUUUCCCCCUCUCCGGCGAGCAAGCAGCAGCAGCCAUGGCGUCGAACUCAGUCCGAGUCGCCGCCGCUCAAAUGACUUCCGUCAACGACCUCGCUGCCAACUUCGCCACCUGUUCUCGCCUCGUCAAAGAAGCAGCGUCUGCUGGGGCAAAAUUGCUGUGCUUACCUGAAAGUUUCUCAUAUAUUGGGGCUAGGGAUGGGGACAGUGUGAAGGUUGCAGAGCCUCUUGAUGGACCCAUUAUGAAACAGUAUUGCUCUUUGGCGAGGGAGUCAGGAAUCUGGCUAUCGCUGGGAGGUUUCCAAGAAAGGGGAUGUGAUGAUGCACACUUGUGCAAUACCCAUGUAAUUGUCGAUGAUGGUGGGAAUAUCAGAAGCACGUACCGGAAGAUACACCUGUUUGAUGUGGCUGUUCCUGGUGGAAGGGUGUACAAGGAAAGCAGCUUCACAGAAGCUGGAAAGGAUGUAGUUGCAGUUGACAGCCCUGUUGGGCGAUUGGGUUUGACGGUGUGCUAUGAUUUGAGAUUCCCUGAACUUUAUCAGCAGCUCCGGUUCCAGCAUGGAGCUCAGAUUCUGUUGGUGCCUUCGGCUUUUACCAAAAUUACCGGUGAGGCGCACUGGGAGAUUCUGCUUCGUGCUCGUGCAAUUGAGACGCAAUGCUAUGUAAUAGCUUCAGCACAGGCUGGGCAGCACAAUGAGAAAAGAGAGAGCCACGGCGAGACAUUGAUAAUUGAUCCUUGGGGCACGGUAGUUGGUCGCUUGCCAGGUGAAUACUCUAAUCGAACAUCGACAGGCAUUACUGUGGCUGAUAUUGAUUUCUCAUUUAUCGAUUCAGUGAGAACAAAGUUACCAAUUGCCAAGCAACGCCAGCCCAUUGAAUUCUGGAAGUCUUCAUCUCUAUGAUUCAUUUACAAACACUUGUGUAAUUCUCGGGCCUUGACCCGGAAAAGACUAUGAAGGGAUCUGCUUGCUCGGUUGUCGUGGAAAAAUAAGAUCAUCGCUAUCGUUUGGGAUGUUUUCUCCUGUACUCUUUACAAUUUGGAUGCGAUCUUGCACUUGAAUGGUUUAUUCGGAUGUGUAAUGUAACGCUUUCUUAAUGAAGUCAUGAACAAGCAUAGCAGUAAAAAUGUCAAUAUAUGGACAUGGGCAGUUAGAUUUUAUCUGUUGAAAUCACAAGAACAAAAUUUACUGAACCACGAUGUAAUUUUCCAGUGACCUGAGAAAUCCUGUAUAAGACUAUGUAACAGAGAAGAGAAAACCAAACCACUACAUACAAUUAUUGGUGAAAAAGAUAACAGCAAAGAGACCAUGCAUCGACGAAAAAGAAGCAGACUAAACCAAGGAACCAACUAACUUCACACUCAAGUAUACUGUAAGUAUACAGUCUCCCCUAUACACUACUCCUAACAACGAAAGCCCAAUUCGACUACUCCAACAAGAACUCUGCUGCGGAAUCAGGAUCCGCGAGAAGGUCGAAGGAUCUCUUCUUCCUCAAGCUGUCUUUCAGUAUCGUGAUCUGACCUUCCUUCACCAGCACGUCUUCGUCGAGAGCCUCAAGCUUCUUCUUCAGCAAACCUACCUCCGAGUUCAACAGCAUGUUCUUCUCGUUGUACUGCUUUACUUCCUCCCACAUUAUAUCUCUCUCCUGUGUCACUUUAGGCAGUAUCCCCUUCGCCAACGACAGCUCCUUCAUGGAUUCUUGGAGAUCGUGCUGAAGCUGACUCAUGUUUUCGUCCUUCUUUGACAUCUGAAGCUCAAAAUCUUUCAACUGGUGGGUGACACAUGAUAGGUUAUCCAUGGCAUUCUGGACUUCAUAUCGGAGGAUGUCAUUGCCUCUCACAGCUGCUGCUAUCUCAGCUUGCAAUUGCUCAACUUCCAUCUCUUUAGCAUAAAGCUUCUCCCUUAGCAGACUCGUAAGCAAAGCCUCAGCUUUUAGUUCAAACUUCAAUCUUACCUCUGAUGUUGGAUGAUUUGGCUGCUGAUACGAUGGAGCAACAGGAUUCGACUUUUCCUGCAGUAUAGAUGAAACAGACUGCAAACCUCUUGUUAGGCUCUCUAUUCCACGCUUAAAGCCCUGAACUUUGACAUCGGAUUCAACAAGGAAAUGCCCGUCUAAACCGUUUCUGAUAAACUCCAUCCGAUGUGCUGUUUCUAGACAUUCCCCUGCAUUCCCUUUGAUUUGCUCCAACAACUUGGAACACAAUUGGGUGCUCUCCUUCAGCAGAGAUAAUCCCUGGUUUUGCAGACAACAUACACGGGUCCGCAUCUCUUGAUCUAGUUUGAGAGUCGCUGCAUAAAUCUCAUUCCCACUGCCCUUCAAUCGAUUCAGUAGAUUCAUAUUCUCAUGUCGAAGAGAGUCGACUUCAUUUCUGUGAGAUUCCACUUCCCUUCUAAGUGACAGCUCUACUCCAGUCAACCUCACUUGUUCCAUUCGCAUCUUUGUCACGUGCUUAUCAAAUUUGUCCACUGACUGCUGAUUCUCUAUUUCAGCACCUAACUCAUCCCUCAAUCCAACGAUUGUCUUCUCCUGUUCACUGCAAGUCCUCAACAAUCUUGUAGUUGACUUUUGUAGCUCCUUGCACUCCUUAUCCCUUGCUUCAAAAUUUCUCCUGAUACAAUUUAAAUCCUGUCUAGCCGCUGUGUACUUCUCCUGCAACUCGGAUAAGGUUUGCUGCAAGUGCUCAUUUUCCUGGGUCAACUCCUGCACACUUGAAGUCAGCUGCCUAACUUGUUGCUCCGAAUAAGUCAUCACAUUUUUGCUUUCAGUCUCCCUUUGACUAAAAGCAGAGACUUCCCUCUGGAGAGACACAUUUUGCUCUGCAAGCUCUCUGACCCUCUCACGCAGUCUGUGCUCCUCUAACUGGCAUUUCUCAAGUUUUGAUGACCAGUCAUUUGACCUCCUGUCUAACUCUUUCUCCAAUGCUGACUGCAGCUCAUUCUUUUCCUUCUCCAGUCUUAGACUGCGUGACUCCAGAUCUGCCUUGGCCAGCCUAAGUGCUUCCUUUCCAGAAUCCCUCUCCACAAUCUGAGACUUGAGAAGCCCUGAGAUCUCGAUUGCCAUGCUUACCCUGUCCUCCAUUAGGUUUCUAACAAAAUGGACGAAUGAUGAACUAUCAAAACCCCGAUCCUGGAGAAAGCCUUCCUGCUCAAGUUCUUCGGAUAGAACAACAACCCUCUCCUCAGCUUCUUUUGACCUUCUUUCCAGCUCCAUAUCAACAGGAUCCGGAUCACCUUUGACAGACUUUAUAUCCAUAAAAUCAUCUCCUUGAUGGACAUCUUGCCGGUAGCCCAAGUAAUCAUCAUCUCCGUGAUACAUGUCAACAGUACCAUCACAUGACCCCUCGAAAAAGGAGCUUUUCCCAGCCUGAGCAUCUGGGUUCGAGUCGAACCGACUACUUAGUGAUCCACCAUAAACAUCCUCUAUUGUGAUCGGAACACCACAAUCAACCUCCUUGGCAUUUGAUUUAGGGAAACCGUGAGCUUGAGCGAGUCUCUCAAUAACAUUCUUUGCAAGUCUCCUAGGUGAUCCAUGCCCAAGAUCAUUCUCCAUCCAGUCAUCAUUGCAAGAAAACCGAGAAUGGGUUCGUUUAGACUCCCUAAAAGAGUGAGACUUCGGUUUAUCUCUGACAGGAUGUGUUGGUGAAGUAGGGGCAGUAUAUUGGACUCGAGGUGGAAGCUUCCCACCUGGAUUCCCACUCCCAGACGUAACGUAUCUCUGAGAAGAAACCUUUUUCGGCUUGCUUCUGUCUAGUUGUUGCUCUCCAUCAAUAUAGCGGUCCAAGACCUUUGUUGAAGCAUUACUGCUGCUGGUAGAACCAGAAGUAGGCCUCUCCAGUCUAUGAACUUCAUGUUGCUCUUGUCUAACUUGUCUCACAGGCGUAAGUGCACGCCUACUGCUACUGACAAGAAGAAUAACUGCUAGGAGAUUUACUUCGAUUGACUGGAACUGAGAAGUGUGACUGCCCAUCAUCAUCAAGUAGAAAUGCUCCAGAUGAAUAAGAGCGACUCUUUCUAAGACCGGGAUUGGAACUGGGACUUUGGCUAUCAUGAACUUGCUUCUUUGAGUUAGAAAACAAGCUCUUGGGGCUCCUGAAAUUACUGCCAGGCUUGUCACCAACGUGAUCUAUUAUGAGCCCACUUUCAGGUCGAUUCUCCUUCCUUGAUGAUGGAGACCCAGCAUUGCUGCUUCCGUCAUUAGGGGAAGACCGGAAAAAGAAUAGCUUCUUCAUCUAAAUAUACUCAAGAAUGAGAACAAUGCAGCUUCCACUCUGGCCUUUGCAACAGUUUCUGAAAAUAGC
Linum tenue is the source of this 4454-nucleotide messenger RNA. The record is from the annotation of a GenBank genome assembly. NCBI's taxonomy places the organism in Eukaryota, Viridiplantae, Streptophyta, Magnoliopsida, Malpighiales, Linaceae.